Messenger RNA from Jaculus jaculus (lesser Egyptian jerboa), 5351 nucleotides. RefSeq names its product serine/arginine repetitive matrix 4 (gene Srrm4). Gene Ontology annotation, molecular function: mRNA binding. The record is from RefSeq and is a predicted model, not a curated record. Gene Ontology annotation, cellular component: nucleus. Gene Ontology annotation, biological process: neuron maturation; mRNA processing; regulation of RNA splicing. The coding region runs from base 479 to 2317 and encodes 612 amino acids. Lineage: Eukaryota; Metazoa; Chordata; Mammalia; Rodentia; Dipodidae. The transcript has 13 exons.
ACAAAACCCGGGCGCGCCGGAGCUCACACGCGCACGCACGGCAGGCAGACGACCCCGGUCGCUCUCUCUCUCUCUCUCUCUCUCUCUUUCUUUUUCUCUGUCUGUCUGUCUCUCUCUCUUUCUCUCUCGGCGCUGCGGAGAAAACCAGCUCUCCAUCCUCUUCCCGGAGCGCCGAGCACCGCCACCCUUGAGCCCAACGCCAGGAAACCAAACCCGAAGGUGAGGCAGCCGGAGGACCAAUCUUCCUUCUCUGCUGCCUGCCAGCCCGGACUGAAGCGCCCCAUCCCAGCAUCCCAGCAUCCCAGCAUCCCAGCAUCCCAGCAUCCCAUCCCCCGCCCUGGACUCGGAUCUCUGCCACCCUACUCUAGGGGGUUGGACCGCGGGGUGUGCCCUCACCCCUGCGCCCCCCCCCCCCAGGGUCUGGAAUCCACAUUUCAGCACUUCGGACAGCGCCCGGAUCCCUUUGGGUUGAUUGACUAUGGCGAGCGUGCAGCAGGGCGAAAAGCAGCUCUUUGAGAAGUUCUGGCGAGGAACCUUCAAAGCGGUGGCCACUCCGCGUCCCGAGAGCAUCAUUGUUGCCAGUAUCACAGCCCGCAAGCCGCUGCCAAGGACAGAACCCCAGAGCAGCCCCAUGACUCCAGCCCAGGGUGGACUUUCAGAAAAGCUGAGUCAGCGACUGACCACUGAGACUUUUGGCACCAAUAGCUGGGGGAGAGAUAAGGCCUGCCGGGAGCUGGGACAUGCCAGAUCACGCAGUGCCUCUCCAGACAGAGACCUGACGCCACCACCUUCUUCCAGGGGGAAGAAGAAAAAGAAGAAAUCCACCCGGAAGAAGAGAAGGAGAUCCCCAUCCUAUAGCCCAUUGCCUGUCAAGAAAAAGAAGAAGAAAAGCUCGAAGAAACAUAAACGACACAGGUCAUUCUCCAAGAAGAGAAGACACAGCUCCUCUAGCCCAAAAAGCAAAAGACGGGAUGAGAAGAGGCACAAAAAACAAUCUCGAAGCCGGCCCCGAAAGUCUCACCGCCACAGACACCACCGCUGCCCCUCAAGGUCCCAGAGUUCGGAGUCUCGUUCUUCCAGCUGUGAGAGCAGGCACCGAGGUCGGUCACCAGAGGAAGGGCGGAAAUCCCGCCAAAGACAUUCCCGCCGCUGCCCCAAGACCCUCUGCAAGGCCAGUCCCGAGGCCCGGUCUAGCCACCUGCCCAGCCAGCCCCUCCAGAUGCUUGGCUUCCUGUCGGCCAGGGGUGUAAUCACUGGGCCGGGGUCUGCGGCUGACCUCUUUAGCAAAACAGCCAGCGUGCUCACCACCAGCACCUCCCGAGGGCGUUCCCAGGAGUAUGACUCAGGCAAUGACACCUCCUCGCCACCCUCUACGCAAACCAGCUCAGCCAGGUCUCGGGGCCAGGAGAAGGGGAGCCCCGGUGGGAGUCUAAGUAAGACCCGGGACCUCAACAAUGGGAACACCUCUGAUUCAGGGAACUCCUUCACCACCUCUUCACCCCAGAACAAGGGGGCCAUCUUGGAGACGAUCUCUCCCACCAGCAGGAGCAGGGAGUCAAGAGGUUUUCAGUCGCCGUGUCUGGAAUGUGCUGAAGUGAAGAAGUCUGGCCUGGCCCCAUCCACAGCCCGGAGCUCCUCCACGAAAGAGUGCUCCCGCAGCUCCUCCUAUGCCAGCUCCAGAUCCUCCAGGCACCCCUCCAGAUCCCCAAACCCCAGGGCCUCCCCCAGGUAUACCCGCAGCCGGUCCACCUCCUCUGAACACAGGUCCUACUCCCGCUCUCCCAGCUACUCCUCCAAGUCUGGCAAGAGGAGCCCGCCUAGCAGGAGCUCUCGAUCUCGCCGCAGCCCCAGCUACUCCCGCUACAGCCCCGGCAGGGAGCGGGACCCCAAGUACAGUGAGAAGGACUCGCAGCAGAGGGAGCGCGAGCGAGCGCGCAGGCGGCGUCGAUCUUACUCGCCCAUGAGGAAGCGCCGGAGAGACUCUCCGAGCCAUCUGGAGGCCCGGAGGAUCACAAGUGCCAGGAAGCGCCCCAUCCCUUAUUACCGGCCCAGCCCGUCUUCGUCCAGCAGCCUCAGCAGCGCCUCCUCCUGGUACAGCGGCAGCAGCAGCAGCAGCAGCAGCAGCCGCAGCUACUCGCGGAGCCGCAGCCGGAGCCGCAGCCGCAGCCGCAGCCGGAGCCGCGCGAGCAGCAGCUCCAGCUCCCGCAGUCCCAGCCCGGCUUCCGACCGGAGCCGCAGCCGGAGCCUCAGCCGCAGCCGCAGCCGCAGCCGAAGCUACAGCUCGGCGGAAAGUUACUGCAGCAGCACGAGGCGCUAAGCGAUGGGCAACCCCCCCCCCACACACACACACCUCGAACUGCGCGCUCCCCCCUUUUGCACUCGGCCAGACUCCCUGCUCACUUGCCCUCCCUUGCCUUCUACUUGGUGACAGAUACAAGAAGACCACCCCUCCCCACCACCCCGCGCCCCCGGCACCCCCUGCUUUCCUUAGGGAGGCGCGGGGAUUAAAGGUGUGUGUUUGGGGGAGGCGGGUUCUCCAGCCCUGUGCCAACGUGAUGGGAACCACUUUCAACCUCAAGCCUGCCCGGGUGGCUGGAGCGAGCCUGGGAUGGAGACGGCCACCUCCUUUCUUCUUGGCACAAAACACCUCAAGGUUUUGUAAAAAAAAAAAAAACAAAACGCAAUGGCUCUAGGACUCAAAAGUUUGGGUCAGAAACACGCUGCACACCCAGCGCUCACGGGACAGAUAUAGACUGAAGACCAAGGUUAAUUCACCCCACCAGGCCUCAGUUUUCCCCUGCAUUCACCCUCACAGCUGCCCGUUUAUGGACCCCAGUGCUAGGGAGAGGGGCGAGAGAAAAAAAUCAAGGGGAGCUGGAGUGCAAGAUACCGGGGUCAGAGCUUUAACCUUUAACCAACAGGCCAGAGUGAAGGUUGGGUGGCCCUUGGGACCUAGAAAAAGAGGUGCGAAUUGAGAAGGGAACAUGGACGUUGGAGUGAAGGGUAGGAGCCAGGGAAAGCUUAGCGGUGAUUUCUCUGGUUACAAGAACAGAGACAAAAAGACAGGAGUCAUGUGUGCUGUCCCAGUCUCUUAGUGGUUCAGGGACGGAAGCCCCGACGUUCCAACGAGACAGAGGCCCCCCCCCCAUAUGCCUUUCAUAAAAUACCUCCUGGCUGUGCCCAAGGGCCCUGCAAACCCCCACAGAUAAGGAGACAGUGCAACAGUUGGUCAGGACAGCUUGGGCUACAGCCCCACUUCCCAAACUUGCCUCAGCCCAACUAGCUGGCACCAGCUUGAUUCCACGGGACCAUCUGCUGAACAUUUCCAGUGCCAUGGCCAAGGGCCAGCCCCAAGCGCCAGCCAGUCUGGCCUGGCAUCCCAAUUGGCGCCUGCUCGCCCCCUCCCCACUGCCCACACUGCCACACCCUGGAUCUUACUCAGGGCGACCUGGCACCCACCUUCCCACCUUUUGGACUAGGUCAUACCCUUUGCCUGGUACAAAUUCUGCCAAGGUGGGUCACAGCUGCUCGGGCUUGGGGAGAAAGACCCAAAUCCAGAGAGUCUGAGCAAGGGUCUUCCAGCGUCCUCCAUCUCAGGCUCUUGCUAGCUUACUGCGGUUUCUCGUCAGCUUGGGAAAGUGCCCACCUUGGUUCCUGACCUCACCCUUACCUCUCUCCUCUUGCCAGCGCUGGGCGGAAGGGUAAGCUGCCCUCUGACAUAGAAAUAGCUGCUUCGCCUGAAGAAGGCACCGGGAAUUGCCAAGCAGGGGAGAAGCUCCUUGAAAUAAACCCAUGGGCAUCCCCCUCACCAGCUGCCUGGCUUGUUCAGGAGCCUCGUGGGUGGGUGUCAAGUUUGGGGUGGCAACAGCUGAACGGGCCAGAGAGUAGAGGGAGGGAGGCUUCAUCCCCGACCCUUGGAAUACUGAAACUAUGGGGAUGCUAAGACCCAUAGUAAUUUUAUCCCACUCAACCCAAGGAAAAACGUUCGGAAAUACCCUCUGUCUUGGACGCAGUGACCCCUGCCCACUCCCUCUUUCUCAUCCUCUCAGCCUGGGGUGUGCGGGGAGGGCAGUGAACUCCGUGCACCCAUCCAAAAAGGCCUUCGCCUAUCAGAAACAGCAGUGGCUGCCCCUGGCCUUCCUGCCAAGGCUCUUGGCCCAGGCUGAAGCUCCGCCCACCAAGACCCAUGGAUGCCAAUCCUGUCAGCACCGAAGGCCGGAUGGCAGGUGCCUGGAAGGGCAUGUACAGAAACUGUAAAUAACUCUCAACCUUACCCACCCGGGGCCUAGUCUCCCUCAUGGAGACAAAGGCUUCCAGGAGCCACCAGAGCUCCUUAGCAGGACCGUGGGAGAGGCCCAGCAGCCUCCUAUCCAGACUGUCUUCAUUCAGAAUCAGUUUGGGGGACGAUUUUUGCCUGGGACUCCUAGCAAACUUUUUAUUUAUUUGAUUUAUUUAUCUGUUUAUUUAUUUGUUAUUUAUGUGAUAUGCUCACCAUUAGCAGUAUUUAAUUAUUUAUUUAUAUGGAGAGUUUGUGUAUGAGUGUGCACAUGUGUGGGGGGUAUUUUUUUGCGGGGGCAGGGGGGCUCUUCUAAGUUAUUUUUGUACAUCUGUUCUUUUUUUCUUUCUCCCGUCUCUGUGAAUGUGAUUGGAGAGGUCAGAUUAGUGGACCUUUUUCUCAGAAGGUUCUGGGCCCAGAAUAUGCUGGAGUUGACCUUGAAGUACAUUGAGUCCCAGAUUCAUUAAUCCAACCCGAUGUCCGUGAGGUUCAGGAGGCCCCCUUGCCCACAAGCUACCUACCACCAUAAGGACAUAUCAGGUGAGCUUGGAUGUAGAGUUCACAACACGCCCUAAGUCCAGGGCUGUAGUCUGAAGUUAGCACGUCAAAGUUCCCCAAAGUCAAAUCCCUGGAAAAGGCCCCUUGGGAGACACCUAUUGGAGACAGGAGUCUUAGCUUCAGUGGAGUACAUUGCGAAGUGGUUGCCUCAUUCUUGGGGGGCUCAGUGUAGCCAAGAGAAGCUUCCUGCAGCAUGAGGGUGUUCACAGCAGGAGAGUGAGGCCUGACCCUGGGAAGACAAGAUGUCUGUCUGGAUGUCACUCCAAAACGUAGAUUAGUAGAAGGUUCACCUACUUGCUCUGAGCCGUAUAUGCCUGGUCUCGUGUAAGUAACAUGAACUUCUAUUCCAAGUAGCUAAUUUCCUUUCUCUUUCUGGGAGCUGGAGGCUUUUCGGUAUGGUCUCCGGUGGACACGGGCUCCUCUGUGAGGAGUCACUGAGGUUCUUUUGCUGUGAUCUCUCGCUAUUCCAUCGAGGAGAGAACAAAGCUGUUUCUCCUGAAAUUAAAAAAAAAUAAAA